Messenger RNA from Myxocyprinus asiaticus (Chinese sucker), 2245 nucleotides. Its product is annotated as ornithine aminotransferase, mitochondrial-like. Lineage: Eukaryota; Metazoa; Chordata; Actinopteri; Cypriniformes; Catostomidae. Gene Ontology annotation, molecular function: pyridoxal phosphate binding; identical protein binding; L-ornithine transaminase activity. Gene Ontology annotation, cellular component: cytoplasm. The transcript is spliced from 10 exons. The record is from RefSeq and is a predicted model, not a curated record. The coding region runs from base 88 to 1422 and encodes 444 amino acids.
UUGAAUAAUCCGUGUACAGGCAGCGUGAGUCAGUCAGGAGCAACUGAACCGACCCGACCCGCAGCAGUGAGAACAGAACGAGUCGUCAUGAACAGCGUGAAGAGUUUGAUUCGGGGUGUCAGCAGAGUGACACCCACCCUGAGCCGUGCAGUGCAUUCUGGGACACGUACAUCCUUUUCUGUGGCAUCCAGAGCGAAACACGAGGAGCGUUCACUGACGUCAGAGGAGGUGUACGCCCGUGAGGAUCGAUAUGGCGCUCACAACUAUCAUCCGCUUCCUGUGGCGCUGGAGAGAGGAGAGGGGGUUCAUGUGUGGGAUGUGGAGGGUCGCAGGUAUUUUGAUUUUCUCAGUGCAUACAGCGCUGUCAAUCAGGGUCACUGUCACCCGAAAAUCAUCGCCGCCCUGACGGCUCAAGCAUCCAGACUCACGCUCACCUCCAGAGCGUUUUAUAAUGACAUCCUGGGCGCUUACGAGCAAUUCAUCAGCACUCUGUUCAGAUAUGAUAAAGUCCUGCCCAUGAACACAGGUGUGGAGGGAGGAGAAACGGCCUGUAAACUGGCCCGUAAGUGGGCGUACACUGUGAAGGGCGUUCCCAAAUAUGAAGCCAAGAUCAUUUUUGCAGCUGGGAACUUCUGGGGUCGAACAAUGGCGGCGAUCUCCAGCUCAACGGACCCCAGCAGUUACGAAGGGUUCGGCCCGUUCAUGCCUGGAUUUGAGCUCGUCCCAUAUAAUGACAUACCUGCAUUGGAGAAAGCGUUGCAGGAUCCGAAUGUGGCAGCAUUCAUGGUGGAGCCCAUUCAGGGUGAGGCGGGUGUCGUGGUUCCUGAUCCAGGUUACCUCACCAAAGUCAGAGAACUCUGUACUAAACACAGUGUUCUGUUCAUUGCUGACGAGGUUCAGACGGGUUUGGCUCGUACAGGUCGUCGUCUGGCUGUUGAUCAUGAAGCUGUAAGACCUGAUAUAGUGGUGCUGGGAAAAGCUCUAUCAGGAGGAGUGUAUCCUGUAUCUGCUGUGUUGUGUGAUGAUGAAGUGAUGUUGACCAUUAAACCAGGAGAACACGGAUCAACAUACGGAGGAAACCCUCUCGCCUGCAGAGUCGCUGUCGCCGCCCUGGAGGUUCUGGAGGAAGAGAAUCUGGCGGAGAACGCAGAGCGGAUGGGUCAGAUCCUCCGAGCGGAACUCAACAAACUGCCGCGAGAGGUUGUGAGCGUCGUGAGAGGGAAAGGACUCCUGAACGCCAUCGUCAUCAAAGAGACUAAAGAUUAUGACGCUUGGAAGGUGUGUCUGCGUCUACGUGACAACGGGCUGCUGGCCAAGCCUACUCAUGGUGACAUCAUCAGAUUUGCCCCGCCCCUCGUGAUAAAAGAAGACGAGAUCAGAGAGUGUGUUGACAUCAUCAGCAGAACCAUCAUGUCGUUCUGAAGUAACUGCUGCAGUGUGUUAGUUCAUAAAGCCAUGAACAUGUUACAUUACACACACACUCUUGUGAAAGUUAUUGUCAUUAUUUGUAUUAGUGACAUUUCUCUGCUGAAAUAUAGUUAUAAACAGUUACAUGUUUGUGAAGGGAAAUUCUGUGACGUUUACAGUUCAUUUUCUUCAAAGGAAAAAUAAUGAAGUCAUAUUUUAAACAAAUAUUUUAAAUUCUCGUUUUUCCAGAAAUGUAAUAUUAUUUGAUGCACUUUAACAGCAGUCGUGUGUUUUACAACCUAGACAUGAUUAAAAUUGUAUUGUGUGUAAUGUUUGCGCUUUUCAAACAAAUUCUGCUGCGUAUAUUUACUAUUAUUUUAAAUUAUAUUUUAAAGACAACUCCACCCAUUUUGAAACAAAGGGUGAAACAUCGUUGAGGAGAGACUGAAGACAUUCGCAGACGAUGAGAGAGUUUGUCAUGUUGAGGAUUGUGUGUUUAUGUUUUUCUCAUUUGACAAAUGUUCUGUAAAAUGAUUCAUGAAUGUUAAAUGAGUGUGUGUGUGUGUGUGUGUGUGUGUGUGUGUUUGCUCACACAUCACAGAUGAUAUUUGACGUUUGUUGUCAAAUAAAUGUUCAGUCUACUGACAGACUUUGUGAAAUUCUUUUGACAGUUUGAUUAGAUAAACAUGUAAACAUUGAUUGUAUCAUUAUUUACUUUGACAUUUGGCCUUCGUACGUUUGAUGGUUAUCAGAGCAAGAUGAUCUUGUGCUGUACUGUCCACUCGAUGACAUCACACACACUGAAUAAACAUGAUGCAUUCACUUUCAUGAUCGUUAU